Molecule: messenger RNA, 6943 nt
Organism: Acanthochromis polyacanthus (spiny chromis)
Lineage: Eukaryota; Metazoa; Chordata; Actinopteri; Pomacentridae
Gene: lrch4
Product: leucine-rich repeats and calponin homology (CH) domain containing 4
Exons: 18
Coding region: 238-2403 (721 amino acids)
Molecular function (GO): protein binding
Source: RefSeq, a predicted model, not a curated record
UAGCUUCCUGGAGGAUUGACAGCUUAUGCGAGUGCGGCUCGUUCAGCAGAGGAACCGAGAGCUCCCGUUGUGUGAGCGGAGCGAUCACAGCUAGCAUCCUUUUUUGGAUUCAGUUUUGUACUUUUGAAGAAGUUUCCAAGAAGAUCGCUCAGGUGGGAGAUUACGGGGACCUACGGGGCAUGAAAGUGGAGCAGGCGCUACAAACAAAGUAGAAGCGGAGGUCGACCUGUCUAUUUGAUGGCUGCUGGGGAUGGAGCCCAGCUGCCGGCCACAGUAGCGGCCAGCCGAAACGUGGAAAAGGCGCUGGAGGAGGCUGCUGCUAGCGGGGCUCUCAACUUGUCUAACCGAAAACUGAAGGAGUUUCCCCGCAGCGCCCGGAACUACGACCUGUCAGACAUUACACAUGCAGAUCUGUCUAAGAACCGUCUGUGUGAGCUUCCGGAAGAGCUCUGUCAGUUCAUCUCUCUGGAGACACUGAGCCUGUACCACAAUGGAAUGCGUUCACUGUCCUCCAACCUGGGCAACCUCCAGGCCCUGACCUACCUCAACCUCAGUCGUAAUCUCCUGUCCAGUUUACCCCCAUCAGUGUUUCAGCUUCCCCUCCUGCGAGUCCUCAUCGUCAGCAACAACAAGCUUUCUUCACUGCCUGCCUCCAUAUACUCGCUCACACACCUCCGGCAGCUGGAUGUAAGCUGUAAUGAGCUGCAGCGUUUGCCAGGAGAACUUGGUCAGCUAGAGUCUCUGAGAGACUUAAAUCUGAGGAGGAACCAGCUCACCACUUUGCCUGAAGAAAUAUCUGAGCUCCCCCUUGUUCGGCUUGAUGUGUCCUGCAACCGAAUUUCUCACGUGCCCUUGUGUUACCGACACCUCCGGCAUCUGCAGAGCAUCUCGCUGGACAACAACCCACUGCAGAUGCCACCUGCACAGAUCUGCACGAAGGGCAAAUACCACAUCUUCAAGUACCUUAACAUGGAGGCCUGUAAGAGGAGUCAGGAGGAGCUGGAGAAACACCUGAGGCCGACUGGAUUUAACAGUUGCCUGUCAGACCAGGAGCUGUACACAGGUCAGUUUGGAGGGCUGGACUCUGGCUUCAACAGUGUGGACAGCGGCAGCAAAAGAUGGUCUGGAAAUGAGUCAGCAGAUGACUUCUCAGAGCGUUCCCUCCGCACGGCUGAGGUCAGCAGAGACCAGAGGAACCUGGAGGAGGAGGCACAGGAGAACAGAUCUCCGUUGGAAGCUAACAAAGUCAAUGGAGAGGCUGAGCAGGUGGACUUCAUUGACAGCAGUGUGACAGAAGAAGAGGAGGAGGAGACCAGAAUGGAUCCAUCUACACUUCCUUUCACGGCAUCUUCUCUGGAGCACAAGGAGGGAUCUUUACAGUCCCAAAGCCAGGACUCAACAACAUGCAGAUCCAGCCUACACAUUGAGGUGGGGCCCCCGUCUUCCGCUUCCUCGUCUCCACUGUCACCCUCUAGCCCCACCCUAGAGGAGCGGAGGAGGCCUGGUACACUGUUCAUCUGGCAGGAGAGGGAGCGGCUUCAGCAGCAGAGGGAGAAGGCGAGUUUGCUGAAGUCAUCCACCAAAACAGGAAGUCAUGUGGCCUCUGUACUACAGACAGGAAGUAGCUCAUGUGGUGCAUCACCGGAGAACAGCAACUCCUACUCCGGCCUGCGACACCGAUGUGCAAGUGCUGACCAGAUGAGCACAGUGACCCCUUCAGUCUUUCUGCAGCGCUCCAGCAGCAGAACAGAUGUCCCAUCCUCCCAAAAGACGUCCUCUCCUCCUGGUCAGGCCCAGAAGCCCAACAGUUUCCUGUUUCGCACCUCCUCCCGCACCAACGUCAAACCCACAGCUGUCUUCAGUCUUGGUGAGUCCGGCAGAAGUGAGUCUCGCACGACACUGCGUUCACCCAAAGAGGAGAGACCUGACAUCACAGAGCUACGCAAGACGCUGGAGUCUCGCCUGAAGAUCAGUCUGCCAGAGGAUCUGGGUGAAGCUCUGUCCAAUGGCACUGUUCUCUGCCAGCUGGUCAAUCACAUUAGACCACGCUCUGUGUCAAUCAUCCACAUUCCCUCCCCUGCAGUGCCAAAACUGAGCUCAGCAAAGUGCCGAUUAAACGUGGAGAAUUUCACUGCCGCUUGUCGCAAGCUGGGAGUCCCUGAGACUGAAGUGUGUGUGUCUUCUGAUGUGCUUCUGUAUAAGCUGCCCGCUGUGCUGCGCUGUGUGACGGCCCUGCUGGCCAUGGAGGAGGGGGAGAUGGUGGAGGAAAGCUCGCCUUGCCACUCCUCACCUACAUCUUCAUCGUCCUCCUCUUCCUCCUCGCUGCUGUCCACAGACUUCCUGUUCUUCUACUGUGCAGCCAUGGCGCUGCUCUACAUCCUCUACUGCUACCUGCUUACCUAAAGCAUCAGCACACAAAAUACACAUACUGCAAAUUACCUGCUCUAUACACAUUCUGAACACACAUUCUGUGGUGUAUGUGCUUGGUACUGACUUUAGAGCCGAUGUAUUAAGACCUGCUGCACUGGUUGGAAGUCAGAGACAUAGAGAUAAUUCAGCAGAGAGCACUUCACCGGUGGAAAUAUACUGUAUGAGAGCAGAUGAAAUGCCUUAGCCUAGUUUAGCCUUCACUUAUGUUUGGAGAAGAUACAAGUUUUUGUCUGAGUCAAAGCUGCUUGGUAUCAGAAAGUCUGUCACUGGCUGAGAUGUGAAUGGAUGGAACAAAGGAACCACAUUCUCUGUUGAAUCUCCAUCAUAUACUAUACCUUGAAUUCAUGCCUGACACAUGGAGGAUUCAAACGGUAACUAAACAUGGUGACACUUGAGGUCACUGUACUGUUAAACAGCAGAAAAAGCACAUGCAUGUGUUUUUUUCUGAAUCUGCUGCUGGCUUUGCUUUUCAGAGUAAUAAGCUGUACAGCUCAUGUGCUUAGUUGUAUCAUGUGCAAAUGAAAGUAUAGAGAAACUGAAAGCAGCAUUCGUUUAUAUAUAUAUAUUUUUGUUGUUGCUACUCUUUGGCUGUUUGGAGGCAGUGCAACAUACCUGACGGAGCUGAUUUUCUGAAGAUGUUGCGGACUCUUAGCUAAUUACACAGCAUGUAGACACAGAGCAUUCUCAUUCAUUUGGAACUGUGAAACUAAGUCUUUAAGCCCUUUUUAGCUCUGAAUUGUUUCACUUUAUUUGCUAACGUUCAGGAACUUUUUAAGUGGUUAAAGUUCCUCCAGAUCAUUGUGAAUUACAUUUCCACAGUAGGGCUGGGGUCCCAGGGAGUAUACGCAUAUUAGUCCACUUAUGUAUCAAAAAACAGGACAGACUCAAAUCACCUCUGAAUGUUGUUCUCUGUAAAACUGGUCAAAGCCUGGAGUUUGUUGGUCCAUCUAUCUUUAGAUGUUAUGUGAGCUAUGCAGCCAAGAACCUCAAGUAAGAAAACCAGCAGUUGCAGGUUUUGUUGUUCAUGGUGAUGUAGAGAGAAAAAUGCUAGACGAGGCAUUAUUGUGCAGGUCAAAUGGCACUCAUGUGUCCUCUUUUAAUUUAACCGAUCAGCAUGGAGACCUGAAUAGCAGCUCGUCAGGGCCACAAAAGUUCGUGCCACCCUAAAACUGUCUGCAAGUCCCCGCAGCAGAAAACAGCUCAACUCUGGAACCUAUUCUAGAUGGUGGUUCCUCCACUUGAAACACAAGUAGGGUAACAGAGUUCUUCAACAAGUUCCUGUGGCACCUCAAGUUUCACCAGCUAGUUGCAGACUGUCUGCUGUUUGAUGAUGAGCAAGUGGUGUACAGUGGAUUCGUCAGAGCGUUUUCACUGUAAACAGCUCCCUGCUGCUAAAGCAAGCACAACUGAUGAGUGCUGAUUGUGAGCAAAACAUUAAAGGGCUAUAAAAUCUAAAUAAUGAGCUAUGGUGCAAAAAACUGUGUAAAGCUGACAGCCACAUUUGGGUGAUGAGGCAUCACUGCCAUCAGCACCUUUCACUUUAUAUACAGUCAUUUAACCAGUAGGAAUAUUAAAGUAUUGAUCAGUGCAGCUUUGAGGCUCAGUUCUGUCUCGUAGUAAUUACAUUUACAGUGAGAAAAUAAAAUACUUGGAUGUGAAAUGCCUACUAACAGACCAGAAUUGAACAGUUUUUAAGCAUGUUUCAGAAAUAUGAAUUUAAAGGGACCCAUUAGUUAUGUUGGUUAUGAUAAUAUUGUCUUCACUGUGCUAUUGACUGAGAUCUGUGAAUGAAUAGACUCGAUGAGGCUGUUCUGAACAAAGUUCUGUGGAAAGAAAAAGGCCAACAGUAACAGCCCAACUUCAGUCGGACUGUCACUGCUGACUGAGUCUAUUCAAAUUGCAAAUUAGAUAUCCUGGAAACAGGUUCUAGCUGGAUGGAUUCCUUAGACGGAGACUGUGGUUCUUUAAAUGAUUUUGACUCAACCACUGAGAUUGUUUGUGCCUAAAGCAGAGCUCAGUUAACGGAUCUGAAAGACAGAAGCUGUUGAAAUUUCCUGAGACAGAGCUGUGAAUGUGGAAUGUGAUUUCUUCUUAUAGCCUGAGACAGAUGCGGGUUCAUUAAAUUUGGAGCCUGGAUGUUAAAUGAUGCUGUCAAGAGUGAUAGACAGUUGAAAUAGUGCCUGUUACUGAACUGACCACUUGUUUUCUGGAUGCUGUGUUGCCUGGGAACAGCAGGGGGUGAUGUCGCUGCAUCCGCCCUUAAGACGGUACAAACCCCUGCAGGAGGUUCUGUGUGUAUAGUUUUGUUGUUGUCUCUGGUCUGUCUGACUGGCUGACUUCAUGUUUGUAUAAAUGUAAACAGGUUCUUAAAUUAUUGCUUUUUUUUUUAUUUAUUUUGAACUCCGUUCUGAACUCUGUUCUGUUUUUGGUUGCUUUUGUUCCUGUGGUGAAACAGCAGAGGCGCCACUGAUUUAGUUAAACCUCUUAGCCAAUAGUUUUAAAGCCUCAUAAAUCUUUGUGAAAUCAGUGUGAGUGCCUUAAAUCACACAUGGGUAAAUUAAAUGUAAUCAAUAUUCAAUUAUUCCAAGUGAAAAUAACAUUGACAGUUUAAAGGUUUUCCCCUUUAUUGAAAUGGUGAAUGUCCGUUUCGCUCGAGGCUACGCAUCUGACAGCCUCUGCUGUUUCUACCACAUGCUGUGUCUGGCUUACUGCUCAUAGAAGGUCAAUAACUGCAACUAAACACAGAUUAAAUUCUCAUUCCCAUGCUUAUUUGACUGAUGUGGGGCUUGAAAGCUAAUAUCAGUCGUGAGAUUUGGGGGAGUCAGGCUGCUAAAGCCCUGAAAAUCCAGAACAUUCAGCAUUUCUGAACAGAAUGUUAACUUUCUCAACACUAAAACUGCACUCGAAGUCAACAGCAUGAACUAAUUAAGAGUUUUUCAUAUUAACAAACACAUUGGUCAUAUUCUGCUCAGUAUAUUUAACAGGACCGACCCUCCGAAUAUAUGGAGUCCCAAAUUGUUUAGUGUUAAAUGGACAAAUAACCAUAUUAGUAAAUUAUAUGAAUAGAUUGUGUACAAUAUAUAAAUGACCAAUAAUUUGUCUUUAUCAAAGCUAUACUCAUUGCUAUGAAAUGCUAUAUUGUUCUAAUUAGGGCUGCACAACAUGUUUCAGCAACAAUAUUGCGAUUUAUGCAUUGCAGGACGAAAAAUGAACUCAGACACAUCAUACUACAACUUUUGUUGCUUGAUACAAAAAUUAAAACAUAAUGGGUCACAUUUUCAAUGACUUAUCUGAUAAAGACUGUCUGAUAGAACAUAACUUACUCUGAUUUAAGUGUUCUUAGAUAUACGGUCUUUUAAAUAGUGUAGAAAAUAAUCUGAGUUUGUUAACAUAACACAAUUUCAAGUGUCUUUACCAACAUUACACCAUAUAACAAAGGUUCCAAAUUGCUUCUUUUAAAGUUAUUUUUUACUUUCUGUGUACAUAUUCUCUCCCACAGAAUCACACCAGCAAUUUUAGAAUAACCAAUUCAUUCCAAAUAGUCCAAAUAAACUCAAGUCAUCUGGUGAAAAGUAUUAUAAGAAAAACAAAAUAUGCCUUUACCAACUUUCUAGUAUUGUACAGCUCGAGUUCCAAUUUCAUAAUUUGAGUUAAUUUUUAAAUGUGACCCAUGAUGAUGGAAUUUAUGCAAUGUCACUUUUCAUGACAGUGCUGUUUGUAUUUUUCAACAAGUCCUCCAAUUCAUCAGGCUCGUAUUUUUACAUGUCCCCAGCCUUUACACAAGCUCAACAGGUACUUACAGGUGUAGUGAGUUAGCUGAAGCUACAAACAAUAUUUUUGAAUCGAGCUGCUUCUGUAGGCUAAUGUCAACUGUUAAUUGUAAUUGUAAUUUAUUGUAAUUGCAACAGUAAUUGUUAAUAUGAAAAUGAGAACAAUGAAAACAUUUGAGAGCAAUGAGCUGAAUCGUUAAAAUAUCUUCAAUUAUUUAUGUAAAUGAUUGGCUCAUGUAUAUAUUUUACACAGUAUAUUCAUGAUUAUUUUGUAAAUUCAGUUUUAUUUAAUAUUGAGCACUAUUGGGCAUCAAAUGACAAUAGCCAUUCUGUUAAAAUUGCAAUAUAGAUAUAGUGACUUAUGUAACUAGGAUUUUAGCACACUGGUUCUUUUGUCCAUCCUGAGUUUCAUGUCCACAUCUGUGCUGUUGUCCAGAGGUCCGAAUGCCCACUCCCUCCCCGUGUUUGACAGUUUUUUAUUAGCCUGCUGUUAAGAUGAACUUUAUACUGUUUCAAUCCAAAUGUAUAUUUUAUAAGUGAAACUGGAUAAGCAACACACAGUAAUUCAUUCACUGACGCAGAACAAGCUAUAUUCGUAAAUAUGUUAGUGGAACAGAAUACUGUUGUAUUUUAUAUUUAUAUAAUACACUUGUAUUAUUAAGAAUGUUUUUUGAGUUUAUAUAAAUCUAUAUGUAAUUUUUUUUCUUCCUGCUGGAAAGAAAUGAUUAAAAAUACAACCUUGA